AUGGUGCAAGGCGGCUAUGGUGGUGUCCUUGACACCCCGAGGACCAACAUUGGAGAUGCUACCUACCUAAGCCGAGGGCCAGAUUUUGCCGAUAUCUCCCAGGAAGCUUCUUUUCACUCGCCAGAGAAGGAGAGCGGCAACAUUUUGCAGCAGCUUCGCAACGGACGCUCCAACGGCAACGGCGUCAACAUCCGAACACCUCGUCGCGAUCCCCUGACAGACCGAAACAAUUUGCCGCCCAGCAUAGGCGGCGCCGAGUUCACGCCCUUGCUCAAGUCAGCUACGAGAAAUAGUGUCCGCCGGCAAGGAGGCAAGGAGAAUGGCGCCAUGAGCCUGACGCCCAACCUGAGCCGCAUCGACGAAAACGACUUGACGCCAGUGCCACGGAUGGACGCUUCCAUGUACUCUUCGUCACGUAACCAGUCAUUUCUCGACCAUACAAUUCCGCAGAUCGACAGUAGCAGUGUUACUUCGACUCCUCUAGCGAUUGCAACAAGACGUGGUGGUGACAAGGGACCGUUGCAAGAUGGCAAUCAGCUUUCGCUCCGAGAACAAGAAAACGUCAUCGACAAGAUUGAGAAGGAGAACUUUGGCUUGAAGCUCAAGAUUCACUUUCUUGAGGAAGCCCUUCGGAAGGCCGGCCCAGGGUUUCACGAAGCGGCUCUGAAAGAAAAUACCGAACUGAAAGUGGACAAGGUCACCAUGCAACGGGAAGCUCAUCGCUACAAGAAGUCUCUCUCUACAGCAGAGCGCGAGCUAGAGAUAUGCCGCCAGCAAAUACUCGAGCUGCAGAGCAGAUCGUCCCAAGGCCGAGAGGACACAGUUCUCCACACCGAAAUGGAAAGCUUACAACAGCAACUUGACGAUAAGGAGGAAGACCUUCGCGACUUGCGUCGCCAAGUCACUGCAGGGCAGGGAAACCAAGAACAGCUAGAGAAGCUUCAAGAUAACAUCGAGGAUCUGGAGGCGGAUCUACGAGACAAGGACCGCCAGCUGACGGAACGAGAAGACGAAGCUGAAGAUCUUAAAGAUAAGAUUGAAGAAGCCGAAGAAAGAGCCAGGACGGCGGAGAAGAGGGCAGAGGAACUCGAGGAAAACGGACAGGAUGGUGAGGAGCUCGAGGAAGCGAAAGAAACGAUACAAGACCUGGAACAGAGCAUUCGUCGUCUAGAGGAGCAAGUCGACGAACUCAAUGACAAGCUCGAAGAAGCCGCGACUCAAAAAGAUCGAGCUGAGCGAGAUUUGGAGGAACUUCAAGAAGAAAUGGCCGACAAAUCUGUUGUCUCAAAGGGCCUCUCUCGACAAAUAGACGAGAGAGUAACCAGACUGCAGGAUGAGCUUGACAAGGCCGGGGAAGACUACGCUACACUGGAAAAGGAGUAUACUGAAGCCAAUGGAGAAAUUGAUCAGCUCAAGAACAAAGUCGACCAGCUGGAGCAUCAACAAGUAACCACGCGACAAGGCAACCCAGAAGCAGAGGCCAGGAUCAUGGAACUUGAAGCGGAACUACAAGCCCAGGUAGACGAAAAGGACUUGAUACAGGCGCGAUACGAUACCCUGGCUGCAGAAUCGACCUCGCUGCAACAAGAUGCCCAGCGCCUGCAAAUAGAGGUCGAAGAGCUUGAGAGCAGCGUCGCCAAGGAAAGAGACUAUGCUGUAGAGGUCGAAAAGGACCUCCGCGGACAGUAUCAGGAUGAGCUCGAGCGGCUGAAUGACGACAUUUCCGACAUGCAGGCCGAGAUACGCGAAAAAGAUAACAUAUACGACAAUGACAGCGAGAAAUGGGAGACGGAGAAGCAGACCUUGGAAGCAGAGCGCAAUCGCGCUGAGCAAAAAGCUGCCGGACUUCAAAGGGCAAUCGACCGCCUGCGCGAAGCGGAAGGAUCUCUACCAGACCGAGGCUCCAAACUCCAGGAUACUCUCAAGAUGGAGGAGGAGCGCCACCGAAGCGAAGAGGCAGUCAUGACAAGACAAAUUGACGAUCUCCAGGAUGCUCUGGAGACUCGUCAGAAGAUGUUGACUGAGCUCCGGAGCGAGCUCUCUACCGUGCGCGACGAUCUGAGACAAACCCAAGUCGACUACCAGACUCAAGCCAAUCGGGUCAUCUCUCUGGAGGACCAAGUUGAAACGCUGCGCAACAAGUCAGUCGUCAUGACUACGCCUGGUCGUAGCGAUGCCGAAGCUCUGAAGCAUGAGUGUGAGAGUCUGCGCGAGCAGCUCCACACAUUACGCCUGAGCACUGAAGGAUCUCGAGGCGCCGCUGACACUCCCACGCGCGGCACGCAAACGCUAGCUCGCCUCAAAUGGCAGCUUACGGAUGCCAACACCAAACUUGACAAGGUGUCCUCAGAAAAGAGAUCUAUUGAAGAUAACUUGGCCUCGAUUCGAGCUGAGCUCCGCAAUACCCAGACCUCGCUAGCUGAGGUCAAGGCCGAGCGCGAUGAACUGGAUAGCGAGCUGCGCCACGCAAAGCUUCAUGAUAACGAUACACUUCGUGUAGAUCAGGAGCGGCUCGAUCUACGCACUGCAAAGCUCAAACUUGAUAGCGAAGUGCGCCGUCUGCGUGACGAGAAUAUGGCGCUUUCAGAACAGCGGCAGUCUGUUGAAAAGUCGCUUGAAGACGAAAUUGAGAAGGCAGCAGCUGAGGAGGAUAGACUGAAUCAGGAAAUCAUGCAACUCCAUGCCAAGUUACGGCAGGCGUCAUCCACUGAGACGGUGGACAACUCCACGACUCGCCGUACCAUUCGUGAUUUGGAACGUCGCGUUGAGGAUUAUCAAGCGCAGCUAGCCUCUGCACAGGCUCUCCUAGACGGCGAUGGUAGCAACGAAGUGUCCAUAAUACGGCGCGACCUGACCAGCGCUCGUCAGAAGGAGGUCGAGUUUUUGCAACGUGAGACAGCCAGCAAGGACAUCAUCAAGGGUCUGCGCCGUGAGGUCGCAGAUCUUGAGAGCAAGCUCCACGACAACCAAAUCUCGCGCUUGAUGGGAUCACCCAACGGCAGCCAGACGGCCAACGCAACAUACGGCGGCUCGCAGGUGAUUGCUGAGGAGCUGCAGCAGCAGCUCGACAACGCCGAAGACCAGCGUGUGGUCCUCGAGGAGUUCUUAGAGGAGGCCCGCCAGCAGGCCGAGGAAAUGGCCGACGAGCAUGCGCAGUCUCUGCAGCGCCUCCAGCACCAACUCGACAAGACGAUUCGUGACCGCGACGCCGCUAUCGCCGCCGCUGCUGCCACGUCACUUUCCUCCAAGAGUAAAGACGCCAACAGCUACAGCAGCAGUAAGAAGGACGCCAAGCAGCUGCGCAAGACGCAGGCCGAAAUCGAUAACCUGGAGCACGACGUGCGUCAGCAGCAGGCCAUUAUCGAAGGCCUCGUGAGCUCCGAGGUGGCGCUCCGUCGGAAGCUGGAGCGCACCCGCAGCGAGCGCGCCGCGUAUCGCGUCAGCGCGGAGAAGCUGCAGCGCGAGGUGGCCAGCCUCCGCCGCGGGACAGGCCUCGUCGAGGCGGAGACGGCGCUCGAGACGGUGGUGCGCGCCGCCGACGGCGCGGAGGUCCGCCACCGCAAAGAGGUCCGCGGCAUGGUGAUGCAGAUGGAGUGGAUGCAGGCGCGGUGGGAGCGCGAGGCAUCGAUGCGCACCGACGCGGCAUACGCCAAGAAGUUUAUCCAGCUGCAGCUGGAUAUUGCGAGCGCUUGCAACAAGGCACAGCUGCGCGAGCUCGAGCACAUUCGCACCAAGAUCCUCCACAGCCGCAAGCCGCUCCUCACCGGCGGCGGCGGCGGCCCGGGGUCCGCAGGCGACGACGAGCGCCGCAAGCCAACCCUGCGGACGUUUAUCGUCAUGGCGCGCUUCGUCGCCCGGAUGCGCCUGUCGGCGCGCCGCUGGGCGGAGCAGGAAGACGUCCGGUGCAGGCUGGUCGCGGCCACGGAGGAGAGGCGCAAGGCCAAGCGCUCGCGGGGGCUCAAGGUCGUGCGGGUGGAGGACACGGGCAGUGUGGUCGCAUAA
Messenger RNA from Akanthomyces muscarius, 4002 nucleotides. RefSeq lists its product as uncharacterized. The coding region runs from base 1 to 4002 and encodes 1333 amino acids. The record is from RefSeq and is a predicted model, not a curated record. Gene Ontology annotation, cellular component: microtubule organizing center. NCBI's taxonomy places the organism in Eukaryota, Fungi, Ascomycota, Sordariomycetes, Hypocreales, Cordycipitaceae. The transcript is spliced from 2 exons.